UCCUCCAAAUAAGUAAACAAGAAAAACAGCGUGAAAGGGGGUGAGUUCGUUAGUGGUCGGAAAAACUUCUAAUUUUUGCGUUUUAUGUGGUUGAAUUUAGUCAAAAAUGUUAAAAAGACUGUUUUUCAAAGCAGCCCUACGACCUGCCUGUUAUCAGCCGCUCAUGGUAGCUAACAUGUCCCAGUAUGGACCCCAGUUUGUGGAGCCUGUCUUCAAAAAGGAGAAACUGCGGGAAAUGGAAGAGACCGGUGAAAUCGCCCAGAUUGCCCAUGUCCCCAUCAAGGCUGCCCGUAACAACGACAGCUGUUCGGUGUUCCACGACGAUCUCGUCAGUCAGUUCACCAAUUAUGUAAUGAAGAAGGGCGACAAGCGUUUGGCGAGGGAUCUUGUGGAAAAGGGUUUCGAGAACAUCAAACGUCUCCAGCUAGAACGGUACCAUUUGGCCGAAAGCGAGGAAGAGAAAGCCAAAAUCGAGUUGAAUCCACGGGUUCUGCUGAGCCAAGCUGUGGAAAACUGUAGACCAUUGUUGCAAUUAACACCUAUCAAAAGGGGCGGCGUUCGGUAUCAGGUACCGGUUCCGAUCACCGAGAAGCGGUCGUACUUUUUGGCCAUGAAGUGGCUGCUGGAGGCGUGCCGAGAGAAGGAACGAACCGUUCACUUCCCGGAGAAGAUGGCUUGGGAAGUGCUGGACGCUGCCGCCAACCAGGGCAAGGUAUUAAAACGCAAACAGGAACUUCACAGACAGUGCGAGGCUAACCGAGCAUAUGCUCACUAUCGAUGGAGUUAGGAUGGUUGGUUAUAGUCGCGCGAUUUCUUGAAAUAAACUUUAUUUGAAAAUUUA
Messenger RNA from Uranotaenia lowii, 841 nucleotides. It is a transcript of the gene mRpS7, whose product is annotated as 28S ribosomal protein S7, mitochondrial. The transcript is spliced from 2 exons. The coding region runs from base 107 to 787 and encodes 226 amino acids. The record is from RefSeq and is a predicted model, not a curated record. NCBI's taxonomy places the organism in Eukaryota, Metazoa, Arthropoda, Insecta, Diptera, Culicidae. Gene Ontology annotation, cellular component: ribosome. Gene Ontology annotation, biological process: ribosomal small subunit assembly; translation. Gene Ontology annotation, molecular function: structural constituent of ribosome; mRNA binding; rRNA binding.